Molecule: messenger RNA, 2981 nt
Organism: Triticum aestivum (bread wheat)
Lineage: Eukaryota; Viridiplantae; Streptophyta; Magnoliopsida; Poales; Poaceae
Product: two-component response regulator ORR22
Exons: 6
Coding region: 631-2517 (628 amino acids)
Biological process (GO): phosphorelay signal transduction system; cytokinin-activated signaling pathway
Molecular function (GO): DNA-binding transcription factor activity; DNA binding
Source: RefSeq, a predicted model, not a curated record
CCAUCGCCAUCUCGCUCUGCACUGCUCGCCCCUUCCACCUCCCCAAACAACACCCUCCCCACCUCACCAAGCGUGCUGCUGCUGCUGGUGCUGCUCCUGCGGUGGUUUGGUUGCUUCCUCCUCCUCCUCCUCCUCCUCCUCCUCGUCAUCUUCUCCCUUUGCCUGCCUCGGUUGCUUGCUGAGCUGAGCUGAGAGCACGGGCAGGGCUUGCUUGCUCCCUUGGUCACCCAGAGUGUCACUGUCUGUCUCUGCCUUUCUUUUUUCCUCUGUCCCGCUUGGUCCUCUGGCCUUUUGCUUUCUCAACUUCUUGCCUCUCCUCCCAUCUCGUCACCGCCGGUGUGCCGGAAUCCAAAUCCACCUGAUCCUCUCCUCCCGUCUCUGAUAUUUUCUUCUUCCCGGAGUAAUUUCGGUUCUAGGUUGUUUGGGGCUCUAGCUUUCCCCUCUGUUGUGUUCAGGUGGUGCGUUGUGUUCUAGGUUCCUUACCCGCCAUUAGCUUCUCAGGGUUGGCUCGGUUGUGCUCGCCUAGGCCUCGUUCUUGCUCGGGAUUGGGUCAAUUGGGAGUUGCUGCCUAUAGGGUUAGGUAGGAGGUGCUUCCAUUGUACUAGUUGCUCUGAAUUGGGAGAGGUUGGGAUGCUUUUGGACGACAUGAUGAUGGAGGGCAGGAAGGGGUUGAUGGAGAGGGAGAGGGAGAGGGAUCAGUUCCCCGUCGGCAUGCGGGUCCUCGCCGUCGAUGACGACCCCGUGUGCCUCAAGGUUCUGGAGGUCCUCCUCCGGCGCUGCCAGUAUCAUGUAACAACCACCAACCAGGCUGCUACUGCACUGAGGCUGUUAAGGGAGAACAAGAACAUGUUUGAUCUGGUGAUCAGCGACGUCCACAUGUCCGACAUGGACGGCUUCAAGCUCCUCGAGCUCGUGGGGCUUGAAAUGGACCUCCCCGUCAUCAUGUUAUCGGUGAACGGAGAGACUAAAUCUGUGCUCAAGGGGAUAACUCAUGGUGCCUGUGACUAUCUCCUAAAACCGGUUCGCAUCGAAGAGCUCCGGAACGUGUGGCAGCACGUUGUGAGGAGAAAAUUCAGCAACCGUGAGCCGAACAAUCUUGAUUUCUGCAAGGAGAUCAGUAGGGACUCGUACCACCGGCUCGGCCAGGCGACCUGUGACAGGUCGUCUGACCAGAGCAACAGGGCCAGCAAGAAGAGGAAGGAACUGCACAACGAGGAGGAAGACGAAGGCGAGGACAACGACAACGCCGCGGCCUCGAAGAAGCCGAGGGUGGUGUGGUCAGUGGAGCUGCACCGGAAGUUCGUCGCUGCCGUCAACCAGCUCGGGAUCGACAAGGCUGUACCUAAAAGAGUACUCGAGCUUAUGAACGUCGAGAAGCUCACCAGGGAAAAUGUCGCGAGUCAUCUGCAGAAGUACAGGCUAUACCUCAGACGGCUAAGUGCUGUGGCAUCACAACAAGCCAGCAUUGCCGCUGCCUUUGGAGGCAGAGACCCCUUUAUGCACAUGGGAGCAUAUGAAGGACUUCAUAGUUAUCAUCAACCCUUUGCCCCUUCUGCUGCUCCUCCAUCUUUUAAUCCACAUGGACUGGUGAGUGGUGCUGGUGCAGCAGCAUUUGGGCUUCAGGACCUUGCUUCUCCCAAGGGAAUUCACUGUGCUGGCAACAAUGGCGAAGUAAGCCACUGCGCUGGCGACACAAAUAAGUUUCACAUUGUGAGCUUACAAGACAAUCAACACGCAGAUCUAACGCAAGGCUUGACCGCAUCGUCGCUUGGGCAGCCCCGGCUCCAGCAGGAGUGGAUCCAUCAAGAAACCAGUGAUCUGUGCUCUGUCUUUUCCGGGGGUGCUCUGGCCAACACUAUGCCUGGCACAUUCCAGAGAAUUACAGGCAGUUCACUGCCACCAGAAGAUCUUUUGGAGUGCACUCCACAUGUCAAAGUUGGAGCCCAUCCAUCAAUAGGAAUACAAACUGCGAGUUCAGGAUUGCUUGAAAGGUCUCAGCAGGGUGCUCUUCCAAUUGGUGAUGGAUUUUCUGUUGACAAGUUACCGUUGCACAUCUCGUUCCACGGCGCUGUCGCGACAAAGCUGGAUGCUAGCUUUGUCGCUGAAGAACAAGGGAUGGACCAAAAGGGGAUAUUUUCAGAAAGAAUGACUGUUGGUGCUUGCCCUUCUGAGAGCCUCAUAGCAGCCAGCAGUGGCAGGUGUGGAGCUAGUUCUUCUGGUAGUACAAUGCUGCUCCCUCCUCAUGAUACCGACAGACAUUCGAAAUACUUGCAGUUUGGAGUUGCAAGCAACUCUAGACAUAGAAUGAAUGGCACGAGACAAGACCAAAGACUGAACAAUGGAGAUUUUAGCUAUGAUGGUGCUAUUGUGCCUGAACAGACUGAUGUGUAUGAUUUUGGAAUUUCAAAGCUGCAGGGUCAGGGUGCGUUAAAUAAUAGCAGCUGCAACUUUGACGGCCUACUCAAUUCCAUAAUAAAAGUGGAGAACCCGCAUGUCAUGACGAUGCUCCCCCUCUAGCUAGCUACCUCUUUCCCAGUCAGUUGCUUCAUAUGGCAACCUCCGCAGACAUCCGACCUGCAAAGAGAGCCUGGCCUACGGGGGAUGCCUCAGGAGGAUAGAUGAUCGCCUUCGGAGCCAACCUGCGACCAGACCAUAUAUCUGAACGGAGCCGUCGUGCCUAGGGUGAAAGCCCGCGGAAGGAAGGAGUACCUCCACGAUCACCACCGGCGAAAGAGACGAUCACCACUGGAAGGAUGGCGCCCACCCACGUCGCGGGCGUCAACCGCUGUCGACCUCUGAAACUGAAAGCGCCGUCGAGAAGAUCUGCGAGGUGUGGGUGCUGGUGAGCGGCGCCCGGGAUGAGCUCCAGAGGCAGGAGGAGACUGUCCUGUACAAGCGUCCACUUUUUUUUUUUGAGAUAAGUACAAACGUCCACGUGAGCAUAUGUGACUGUCUAAGGCUGGUUUAAGAAGUCUUGUACA